This is a messenger RNA of Labrus mixtus (cuckoo wrasse), 10950 nucleotides long. RefSeq names its product lysine (K)-specific methyltransferase 2Ba (gene kmt2ba). Gene Ontology annotation, cellular component: nucleus; histone methyltransferase complex. NCBI's taxonomy places the organism in Eukaryota, Metazoa, Chordata, Actinopteri, Labriformes, Labridae. The transcript has 36 exons. Gene Ontology annotation, molecular function: histone H3K4 methyltransferase activity; zinc ion binding; protein binding. The record is from RefSeq and is a predicted model, not a curated record. Gene Ontology annotation, biological process: positive regulation of DNA-templated transcription. The coding region runs from base 61 to 9315 and encodes 3084 amino acids.
UUCAUAUCGCUGCUGUCAGCCUCUGCUGCCAGCGCGCCGUCCGUGUUGUUGUAGUAAAUAAUGGCGGCAUCGGGAGGCGGAUUAUCACCUCCCGCUACCGUCGCGGGUUUAAGCACACUAGCUCCGGCCAAGGCUCGUUUCCCCGGUCGACCAUGCACGGCUCGAAGCAGGCUGCGGUCGGAGAAACGUUCCAGACGCGGAAGGCUAGGCUCGGACGAUGGGGAGCUGGCUGACGGAGGGCCGAGGCCCGUAAACAUCGGUCUAGCGUUGAGCGAGGACCCGUCCCUGCUGCGCCUGCUCGGGGUGGCGGAGAAGCACAGCCGGCAGAGAGAUGCGGGGUUCGACUCCAGCAACAGUGAGGAGGAGGAGGAUUUCACUGGAUUUGGGACCUCGUCCGUUCGUCCACAGAAAUCUUCUGGCACUGUUCCCCAGUCUUCUCCUCUAGGAGCUUCAGAUUGCUCUCCUGGAAAGCCUCUUAUUGGAAAAAUUAUGCCCAGGACCCCAAAACCAGCUCUGAUUGGAAAAAUUGUCCCUAAUGUCCAAAAAGAGGGCCAGGACGUAAAAGACAUCGAAAUACCAAAAGUGGUCAAUAAACUGCGAGGCAAGCAGGUAGAUCUCACUGCAGCAGAGCAGGCUUCAGGUAAACUUAGCAGCACAAAGUCAGCUGACUUUGUCAGGAAAGCAGGAAAAUCAGCAGACUCCCGCAGCUUGAAAAACCAAACCACCGCAGCAGUUGAGCUGAUUAGCACUCAGACAGCAGUCAUUGGCCACGAUAAAGCUUCUACAGUCAAAGAAAGAGGCGAGGUGUCAGAGGACUCCGGCACGGACCAAUCACAGUCUCGGAGAGCCGUGAAACGCAGGAGGGGCUUUCCAUUGGGGCACGCUAGACACACAUCUCAAGCAGUUGCCCUGUCCUUUCCCAAACGGCAGCGUAAGAGGACGGCUAAGGGAAUGGCUACUUCACCUGAGGCAGGUGCACAGAGCGGGGAGGAGGAGGAGGCGGCGGCGAUGCCCCUAAAAUGUAAAGCUACAGAUUCCCCAUCAAAAAGAACGCACAAAAGAGGACGGCGAUCUUUGUUUGGGCACAGGCGGAAGCAGUUGAAGGACGGUCCACUCAUUAAGUACCCCAAAGUUGCUCGCCAUCGCACUAAACGUGUUUUUUACGCCUACGUAGCAGAGCCCAUUCCAGGCACAGAGACCCCUGAUGGGCAGCUACAUGGUCCGAGUACUACUCCAUCACAUGGUGAGACAAGCUUAUUUCCUGAACAAGUCCAGCCAAGCUCAAACAACUCCUUUACCACGGUAACGAGCGGACGAUCCUCACGCGUUAUAAAAGCUCCAAAGAGGUUCUUGGACGAAGAAAUGAUUCCAUUUCCAAAAGGUUCUCUGUCAACAUACCUGAAGAGUCAAAAGAAAGAGGACGGAAAACCAAGUCCAUCAUGUCAGGAGUCAACCUAUGACGACAGCUCGCUGCUGUCGGACAGUGACUCUGAGUCUGAGUCUGAGUCUGAGGUUGAGAGUCCGUCUGCUGUGACAAAGUUCCCAUUAAAGCCAAGCCCAGGCACAAGCCACCUCGAGAUCUACAAGAACCUCAAGAAACUCACCUUGAAACUUGCUGAGAAAAAGAAAAGCCAGCCAAUCCCUCAGGGAGAUGACACACAACCUGCAGAGGGUUCGACCUCUAAUGUCAAGAAGAGGCGGAGGUCCAAGGUCAUGGUGGAGGAGAUGGACUCUCCCGGUGUUGUGAGGAGACUCGCCAUCGUGGUGAACAAGGACGUGCAAGCAUCUUCACAUAUGCCAUUGGGAGACAAAGGCAACAACAGCUGUGAAGCAAGAAGUGAAACCGGGGACAGUCAUGAAGUGUUGGAAGUUAGCGGACUCAGCCAUCGGAUCGGUCUUAGUGGAGCUAAUAAGACGAUGCUCCACCUGCUGAAGAAAGCAAAAGUCCAACUCUUCAAGAUUGAUCAGCAGAAGCAGCUGAAGUUGUCGCAGUUUGGCUCCAAAGAAACACUGGUACCAGUGAGUGGAAGAAGGAGGAGGAGGAGACGAGUUGGCAUAUCACCCAAAGAUGAUAGUCCACAGGAGCAGCCACUAGGCGGUCCUAGGAUCAAACAUGUCUGUCGUGCAGCAGCUGUGGCUUUGGGGCAGCCCCGUGCAAUGGUGCCUGAUGAUAUUCCCAGACUUAGUGCCCUGCCACUGCACGAGAGGGAGGGCAUCACCUUUUCUCCUGCAACAGAAGAUGUGGCCGAUGAUGACGAUGACAUCGCUGAUCAGGGCAGAGCUCAGUGGGUUGUCUCUCAGGAGAGCAUCCGGAGGAGGGGGCGAGGAAGGGGAAAGGGAGUCGGCCACAAGUUCAAGAAAAGGAAGAUCCUAAAUCAGUUUAUUCCCGGAGGACUCCGCUCCCGACGCUGUGGUAUCUGCGAAGGCUGCUUGGUAGAGGAGGACUGCGCCGAAUGUGUCAACUGCCUCGACAAACCCAAGUUCGGGGGGCCAAACACCAAGAGACAGUGUUGCAUAUACAAAAAGUGUGCCCGGAUUGAGAAAGCAAAGAUGGAGCGCUUCAUCAAACCACUGAAACUCAAGGCGAGGCGAACGUCAGGCUCUGAUUCCAGCAGUGAGAAUGCAAACUGGAUCUCUGGAGGAGCGGGAGAGGGAUCGUCUUCAGUGGCUCCUGGGGUCAGAAAACACUCCCUGCGUAACAUCAAACCCCGCUCAUACAGCAACCUGCUGAAGUCUGAAUCUGAAGAAGAAGAGGAGGAAGAGGAAAAGCAGGCAAAGGCAGAAAAACCCACUGUCAAGUCAGAUGUUACUGCCGCUAGCAACAAAGAUUUCGGAUCACUGCCUGACAACCUUCUACCUGAGGCCGUGAAGCAUCGCAGGCCUUUCCCCAGAGGGGCCGUCGGCAGACCCAGAGCUAUCAAGGAACAGGAGAACAUGGAAGAGAUGGAGCCCAGAGACACUUUCCCAGACUCCGACCUGUCCAGGAGCCCAAUGCCGAAGCUGCAGCGGCAGCUACGAAUACAUUUACACCGUCUGCCUGAUUCUGUGCUGCAGUGUUUGGAUCAGUGUGCUUCAAAGUCCCAUCCAAUAUUGUCCCAGCUUUUAACACAAUAUGCUGUUUCAAAUUCAUCACAUCCCGCAACAGAACUGUCCCCCCCUGUCCUGCAUCCCGCUUCUCCACUUUCACCAACAGACUCUGCUCAGACAUUUCUGCUGUUACGUUUGCACCGUUUGCCGGAGUGUGUGAAGCAGUCAACUUUUGAUUUGCACAAAUCUAAAUCCUCAUCAUCACAACAGCUCCAGUCUGCACAGCACACAUCUCUGACAGAGUCAACGAUGUGUUUGAAGGGCGAUCCAGAGGUGCAGAACCCAGAUGACGCUAACAUAGAUAACAUGGUGUACAAUGGUGUGAAUGUUCUGUCUCACAUUGCAAAUCCACACUCAGAGUUACAGGAGGGCAGGCAAGAGGACCAGGAUGCAGAAGAGGAUCGGCCCGAAGAGGAGGAUGAAGAAUCUAUAAACGAGACAGUGCUGCAAACAUCUCACACACACUAUGUCCUUCGUUCUCAGAAUCCUGCAGAAUGUGCAGCGACUACCCCGACAGGGGUAACUAACGGAUUUCCCCAAAAGGGCCUGUCGCAGAACAAGUACAAGAUCCGUGUUGACUUCAAGGAGGACUGUGCUGUGCAAAAUGUUUGGCUGAUGGGCGGGCUCAGCGUCCUCACAUCUGUCCCAACCACACCCCAACCUGUCUGUCUGCUCUGUGCCAGUAAAGGACGAUAUGAGAUGAUAUUCUGCCAGAUCUGCUGUGAGCCUUUCCACAGUUUCUGCCUCUCACCUGAGGAGCGCCCUAUCAAGGAGAACAAGGAGAACUGGUGCUGCAGGCGCUGCAAAUUUUGUCACGUGUGCGGCCGUCGAAGCAAGAACACAAAGCCGGUGUUGCAGUGCAGAAGAUGCCAAACCUCAUACCAUCCUUCCUGCCUGGGACCAACUUACCCUAAGCCUAUGAACUGCAGCAUACCUUGGGUGUGCAUGACAUGUAUUCGGUGUAAAAGCUGUGGUGUGACUCCUGGGAAAUCCUGGGACUUGGCCUGGAACCACGAGCAGGACCUUUGCCCUGACUGCACUCUUCUCCACAAUAAAGGAAAUUUCUGCACAGUCUGCCACAAGUGCUACAGUGACAACAGCAAACACUCACAGAUGAUACAGUGUUUCCAGUGCAGCCACUGGAUUCAUUACUCAUGUGAAGGACUUUCAGAUGAGCUGUUUGGUUUGAUGUCAAACCAGGCAGGAGAAGUUCCUUUCACGUGUUCGCCCUGCAGCCAAACUAAAACCAGCAGCUUGAAAGGGGAGCUGCAGUGCAGGCUGAUAGAUGGACUGCAGGAGGUGCUCACUGACCUCCUCUCCAACAAUGCCACACAGCACCUUCUUAUCUGCAAAGCAUGUCAGGAAACAAACAAAGAGGACGUCAGGGAAUUGCAGCCAGUCUGUGAUCUACAAGCUAUAGAGAGGAGGUUUGAAAGGGGAAGAUACUCCUCAAUAAAAGCUUUCCAUGCAGACAUUGCCACUGUGAUGAGGAGGUGGCUGAAGGAGGAGGAGCCUCAUCCUGAGGAUCAGAGGCUGAGCAGCCAGGCCAAGGCACACUAUGUCAAACUGGUAGAGCGAGUUUUUGGCUGGUUUUCUUCACACCAACUGAAAAAGUGGAACUCAAUCUCGGAGGAAUUCCCAAGCGGCAUGCUGCCUGAGGCUGUCCUCCCACCUUCCAAGGAGCACAGCUAUGCACAGUGGCUGGAAAGGACAUACCAGCCCAGGGAGUUCAGAGGCCAACAGACGGGGAACAUUCUCCUGUCCUCACGCACUGCUCAGCAGUCUGGUGUAUCGCACAGCCUCACUCAGUUUAAACAUGGUGCAAUAAGUGAUCUGGAAACUUCCAAGACUGAAGAUAUGAGGCAGUGUUCCCUGUGCCAACAAUAUGGAGACGCUGCUCCUUGUGAUGCAGGGCGGCUUCUGUACUUGGGACAGAACGAGUGGGCCCACGUGAACUGCUGCAUUUGGUCUGCAGAGGUCUAUGAGGACAACAGUGCUCUUUUGCAAGUGCACAGUGCUGUCUCAAGAGGGCGCCACUUGCGUUGUGACCGUUGUGGGCAGUCGGGGGCCACUGUGGGCUGCUGUCUUGCCACUUGUCAGAGUAAUUUCCACUUCAUGUGUGCUCGCGCGCAGAACUGUGCAUUUCAACAGGACAGGAAGAUUUACUGUUUCAAACACAGAGAUCUCCUCAGUUCAAAGAGGGUGUCUGGAAAAGGAUUUGAGGUCACUCGGCGGGUGUAUGUAGACUUUGAUGGUAUCAAUCUCAAAAGAAAGUUUCUCACAGGCCUGCAGCCAGAAUCCAUAAACAUGACCAUAGGAUCUCUACAGAUUCAGAAACUUGGUGUGUUGACAGAGCUGUCGUCUAAUGGGAGGAUGCUGUAUCCUGUCGGCUAUCAAUGUUCUCGGUUGUACUGGAGCACUUUAGACCCUCGCAGACGUUGCAAAUACACUUGUAAAGUUACUGAAGUUAGUACGCCACUCCCUGGGGAGGAACCAGAUCCCAAGUGGGACAAAGAAGAGAAUCACACCAUAGUCCACAGUCCCAACCACUACAGAGAUGUAGAAUCCCCAGAUCAUUUAAGUUCCUCAUCCAGCCCAAUAAAAUCCACUGCCACAUCACCCAACUCUAAACAGCACAAUACACCUGGAUCGAAAAGUCCUGGCUACACACAAACUAGGAGACCAGCAGGAGGGUCAUCUAGACCUCUUCCAUCUCCAGGGUCCGCUCUUCCGAAAUCUCAUCACAUUUUGACAUUAAGGGACCUGGAGGACACCCGUCGGCCGCGAAGGCUGUCAACAAGAAGCCGCUGUAGUUCCUCACAAUCAGACGGCGACCCGUCUGUGCCAAUAACCCUCCGUUCUGGUGGCAGUGUCCACUCCAGGUGUGCUCUCUUCAGCUCCCCUCCUAGAUCAACAAACUUGGGAUCGGCCUCACCUCCUCUCUCAAGACAAAACUCCACAUCACCUGUCUGGAGCUCCCCACCUCGAUCCAACGCUGGCAUUUCUGUGGGGCUUUCACCCCGCCAAGGAACCCUCACUCAUUCCCCCAAAGGGAGGCAGAACUUUAAAAUCACAACUCCAGUUUCUGCAGAGGUUCCCCAGGACUUUCUAGCAUCAUCUGAGGCAGAAGAUGCAGCAGUGGCUACAACCAAUGGGAUCUCCCUGGCCCCGGAUAACCUGGAAGAGGAAGUAGCUCAUCUCAUGGCGCAGGAGCUCCCUUACACUGUGUUUGACACGGACACAGAGGUUGCGGUGGCCUCCAUGCUUAAUGCUAAGCUUGACUUUGACGAGGCUCUCCUAAAUGAGAACAUCACGCUGGGAGGGGCUGGGAGGGAAGAACUUGAAGGUGUAGUGCCGGAAGGUAAUCAGGAAAAUGAAGAAUCAUGCCAUUACCUCAGGUUUUCCCGCACAGUCGUGUGUGACGCUGCUAGCAGCUCAGACGCCUCAGGUCAGCUCCCGCCGUCUCAAUCAAUCUCACAGUUAGAUGGGGCGGACGGAGGGUCGGACAGCGAUGAAAUUGGGGCGACCGACGAUGAAGCUCAGGACGAGGGAGAAGAAGGAGAGAUUAGGAUUGAUAACAAUCAUAAUACUCCGACUAAACAGCUGACUGUUGCUCUGAAGAGGCUGGACUCGAUCUACACAGUGUCAAAGUCAACAGAUGAAGGACCUGCUGAGCCAGACUUUGAUGCAAAUUCUCUUCCAGUUGAUUUUCUCCAAUCGGACUUUUCCAAUGACGACAUGUCGGUGCAGGAGGAAGAGGUCCUGAUGAGCUCUGAAAGGCUAACCUCUCAAAACGAAGUGGUUUUGGAUUCAGCUACAGGCCAUUUUGUUUCUACUGAAAAUGGUGCUUUGCUCUACCCACACAACAAUGAGUUUGAAGAUAAAGACGAGAAUAGCUCAUCAAACGAAUCGGUCGAAGGAUUUAAAGAUGAUUUAACUGAUCCCGAUUACUCUCCAGAACCAAAAACCAAAAGGUCUCCACCGGUGCUGUUGAAAUCCAUUUAUGUGAAGACAAAACAUCCACCAACAAACCUCAAACGGACAGCGCCAAAAGUGUGUCUUCCAAUGCACACGUCGGUCUCUCCUUCUGCUGCCAACUAUUGUGCAGUUCCACGCACGGUCACAUCCCCCAUUGUGAUCAAUGGUUUAAACGCUCUACCAAUUCAGCCCGGUGCCACACGGGGAAGAACAGUUGCCAUCCGCUUGGACAGUUCAAGACCAGGAGGGCAGCCACAAAUGGUGAUUCAGAAUCAGGCUGCAGCCACCAGCACCUCCCCGUCCAUUGCACCUGCUCCAGCACCUCAGAUCCUCCUGGUCAACCGUCAAGGUCAGAUUCUGAUCAAAGACCAGAGAACAAACACCUAUCAGUCACUUAGUUCAAAUUCUCCUGCCUACAGUAAAAUAAGCCAGAUUGCCAAGAUUCUCCACAGCGGCAAUACUUUGCAGCGCUCGGUUCCACGUGUCAUCAUAAAGCCGCGUGCCAGCCCCUCAGUCACAAACAUCCCUCCUGCCGAUAACAACACAACAACAACAACAACGACGACUCAGAAGAAAAUCAUCUUUAGAGUAGUACCAGUGAAAAGCAGCGUGACUCAAGCUCCCUCAACUCCUGGCAGUGUGCAGUGCGUUCCUGAAGCGGUUUCAUGCAACAUCGAGGAAAGCACGGCUCAGGCUAUAAUCGACAGAGCCAUGGCGACACACCGCGAAGAACCACAGCCAGAACCACAGCCAAAACCAAAACCGAACAUCCUCAAAAACACUAGACGACCCAACGCCAGUCAUCAGAGACCAUCCCAGUUUCAGGACACAGAGGAGUCGAAUUGUCCACCAGCUGCUCGUUCAGACUCCCCCAGCGUUUGCCUUAAUGAGACAUAUUUGAACCAGCGACUGACGCCGGCUCCACCGCGCCAGGUGAGGGUGAAGAGAGUCUCAUCAGUGACCGAAAAGCCCACCAGAAAGAAAUCCAAGAUUAAUAUCUUAAAAGAUCCAAAUGUUGACCUUGAGGAAAUUGAUGAACCCAGCAGACCGGGUGGUGUGAGAAUGAAAGCUCCAUCAAUGAAGGAGGUGAUUGAUAUGGACAUGAGGAGUAUGCCUGAACAGCCUGAGCCGUUGAGGAUUACUGCUCCUUCUGCACUCUCCAGGCAACCCCGACAUGAAAGUCCACCUUCACAAACCGACAGUCACAUUAAGAGUAACACACACAUGUGGGCUCGUCAUGGAGACCUCUCUGAAUGGGGCCCUUAUUCAGGUUUUAGCUCUGAGGAAGAUGCACCAACACCCAAAUAUAAGAAGACAACGUACAUGAACCAGCCUCACCUGCGCUUUGAAAUCACCAGUGAGGACGGCUUCAGUGUGAAGGCUAACAGCAUAGAGGGUGCAUGGCGCGCUGUGAUCGAUGGCGUCCUGGAAGCUCGAGCGGGCUUUCACAUGAAGCAGCUUCCUCUGGGCGUGAUGAGCGGACCCCGGGUGCUCGGUGUCAUCCACGAUGCUGUUAUCUUCCUGCUGGAGCAACUGCACGGCGCAGCAAACUGCAAACGCCACCGCUUCCGCUUCCACCGCUGCGAUGACAUCGAGGAGGAGCUUCCCAUCAAUCCGAGUGGCUGCGCUCGCUCUGAAGUCUACACACGGAAAGCAACCUUUGAUAUGUUCAACUUCCUGGCAUCACAGCACAGACAGCCUCCAGACAUAGUAGGUCAAUUUGAUGAAGAGGAGGAUGAAUUCCCACUCAAAUCUUCCAGGCGAGCCACCAGCAGUGAGCUUCCCAUGGCAAUGAGAUUCAGACACCUGGAAAAAAUCUCCAAAGAAGCAGUUGGAGUUUACAGAUCUGAAAUCCAUGGUCGUGGACUUUUCUGCAAAAGGAACAUAGAGGCUGGGGAGAUGGUUAUCGAGUACGCAGGCACCGUCAUUCGCGCCGUUCUGACUGAUAAGCGGGAGAAGUAUUAUGAUGGCAAGGGCAUCGGCUGCUACAUGUUCCGCAUCGACGACUUUGACGUGGUGGACGCAACAAUGCAAGGCAACGCAGCUCGUUUCAUCAACCACUCGUGCGAGCCCAACUGCUACUCCCGUGUCAUCAACGUCGACGGCCGCAAGCACAUCGUCAUCUUCGCUCUGAGAAAGAUCUACCGGGGCGAAGAGCUGACCUACGACUACAAGUUCCCCAUCGAGGACGAGAAUAGCAAGCUGCACUGCAACUGCGGGACGAGACGCUGCCGUCGCUUCCUGAAUUAGUACCAGACACACAAACACGCCAUGUACAAAAUAGCCAUCGUGUUAAAAUGCACUAGAAUUCAGCAGGUGGAAUGUGACGACCUUUUGAUGAAGCUGAUUGUUGUGAAGUAGCCAUAACAGUGAGGGUUCCCCGACGCGCACACACACCUGAUCUAAGGCGUUUUCACUUUGUUAAAGCUUAAUUUAUUGAAUGAUUAGGGACAGUGUGUGUUUAAUCUGUGAAACUAAACUGUGUCACACAAACAAGACCAGAGCCAUGAGACACAGCGUGGGGCGGUUAAUAUUUAUUUGAUUUGAUACUUUCGGUCUGUUAGGACGUGCAGUAUGAACAAACAACUGCUCGAAUAUUUAGAUGUCAGAGCUGUUGUACCUCCUUACAUUACACAUCCUUUCUGUUUUACAACGUUAGCCUCUGCUGGAACUUGGUCUCAGUGAAAGCCAGGGGGCAGUAUAACCAGCUACAAACAGUGCAAACUAAAAAUAGAAUAUUAAGGGAUUUCUGUUAUUUGAGGUGACGGAGUGUCUCUGUAAACACAAAGUCACAGAGAGGGUUAGGGAGAACUUAUUCAGCACCUUACUUUGACUCGACCUCCUGGCAGCGUUUGUAUUGCAGCAGGCAGGAGACUUUUUUUUUUACUUCAAAGCAAACAAACGAAACACAUUUAACUCCUCGUGUACAUUGUAGCGCAGCUGUAUUUUAACUUCACUCUUGGAUACAACUUGUGAGCAGGGAAUUUAAUAUUUCGGGUGCUGGUGACAUUUAUCCCAAACCGUAGUUUUAACGUAGUCCCCCAAACUGUUUGGCCCCCUCAUUCAUUCUGUUUUAUUUGUGACGGCAUAUUUUCUGUGAUGUUUUUAUCUUGACUGUCUUGAUUGGUUUCUUUGUACUGUUUGUUUAUUGUAAGAUCUAUGAGGGAGAUUUUCCUUGAUGCAGGGUUCAAAUUUAAUAUACUGACCUUGCUCGGCACAGUCCCCUAUAAAUCUUUUUUGUAUUUUUGUAUAUUUGAACAAUAAAUGUAUAUUCAACAAGCUAACUGAAACACACGUGUUUGACCUUUUAACUUUUAUUUGUAAGUGAAGGCAGGCUUAUUGAACCGAAGCUGUUGCAGAGUUAUGAGCCUUCUUAUUUUGCACCCUCUUCCUCGUGUUUUUUUUUUUGUCCACCACAGGUGUACUACCUCAAAAGUGUUAUGAAGCGAAUAUUUAAUUUAAUUACAUGACACAAUUGGUAAAACACUGCUUUCUAGUUUCCUCCUUGUCCAGUCUUUGUAAUCAUUAUAUUUUACACAAAACAAAUCAAAAACUGUUGAACACUGACUUGAUAUUAUGCCUGCAGGCAUUUUUGUAAGAAUACCUGGCCACCAUGUUUUUGUGCUCGUUUCUCCUGUUUGAAACCACACCUAGCGGAUGGAUGUAGAUAGAGUCCUAGAGUUUAGCUUCAAGGCUGGAUGCUUAGGAAGUUUGUUUUCUGUUUUUGGAACAAUAAUAGAAGUUCUCAUAAAGUUUGUGACUGAAUUGGCUCACAUUUGAUCCUUGCCUGUACAUAUUUGUAUAAAGAAUUUCUAAACCUGUUAAAUAUUUUUGUACCUACAUUUUUUUUUUAAUUUAUGUUCAAUAAAAAUUUGAAAUGUUUAA